Messenger RNA from Mucor mucedo, 1341 nucleotides. Its product is annotated as WD40-repeat-containing domain protein. The transcript has 3 exons. Gene Ontology annotation, molecular function: actin filament binding. Lineage: Eukaryota; Fungi; Mucoromycota; Mucoromycetes; Mucorales; Mucoraceae. Gene Ontology annotation, biological process: Arp2/3 complex-mediated actin nucleation. The record is from RefSeq and is a predicted model, not a curated record. The coding region runs from base 192 to 1310 and encodes 372 amino acids. Gene Ontology annotation, cellular component: actin cytoskeleton; Arp2/3 protein complex.
AUGACGAAAUAAUAAAAAUUAGGCUAGAAGGGGACAUUCAAUUGGCUGACAUCAUUUUUCCCAAAAAAAAAAAAAGCUUAUAUAAACAGCGAGUUCAACUUUUAGUUUCUAAACUUCUUCUCUUCAAUAAACAAUAAUAAUUAAAGAGUCGACUGACAAGAGUCCUCUUUUUUCUUCUUAUAAAUAUAACCAUGUCUUCACCAGAGAUUUACGAACUUGGGAACGCUCCCAUCACAGCUCAUUCCUUCAACAAGGACCAAUUGGUUGUUUGUCCCAAUACCAACGAUGCUCAAAUAUACCAGUACGGGCAUUCUAACUCCAAGUUAUUGGCUACUUUAAAGGGUCACGAUAAAGUCAUUACGAGUAUCGAUUUUGCCCCCAACACCAACCGUAUUGUUACUUGUUCUCAAGAUAGAAAUGCCUAUGUCUGGACUAACGAAGGCGGUAUCUGGAAGCCGGGGCUUGUCUUAUUGCGUAUCAACCGUGCUGCUACUCACGUACGUUGGUCCCCUAACGAAGAAAAGUUUGCUGUUGCCAGUGGUGCCCGUUGUAUUGCCGUCUGUUAUUUCGAGGAAGACAAUGAUUGGUGGGCCAGUAAGCAUUUAAAGAAACCUAUCCGUAGUACUGUCCUUUCCAUCGACUGGCAUCCCAAUAACGUCUUAUUGGCUGCUGGUUCUGCUGAUAUGAAGGCUCGUGUCUUCUCUUCCUUUAUUAAGGGUUUGGAUAAGAAACCUGCACCCAGUGGAUGGGGAGAUAAGUUACCCUUUAAUACAGUAUGUGGUGAGUUCAGUAGUGGUCGUGGUGGUUGGGUCCAUUCUGUGGCAUUUUCUCCUUCUGGUGAUGCACUUGCUUUUGCAGGUCAUGAUUCUUCCAUGAAUGUGGUCUAUCCUCAAGCCGAUGGUAACCAUACCGUGAUUUCCAUCAUCAACAAUACUUUACCUUUCCGUUCUUUAAUCUGGACCAAUGAGCAACAAAUUGUAGCUGCCGGAUUUGAUUGUGCACCUAUUCUUUAUGAGACAAAGGAUGGUCAAGAUUGGCAUUAUGCAGGAUCCCUUGAUACAGGACGUAAGAAGGUAACGCAAGCUUCUUCCGUCUUGGCCCGUUUCAAGACGAUGGAUUCACGUGGUGAGACUGAGAAUGAUACCACCAUCAACACCGUCCAUCAAAACACGAUUAAUGAAAUCAGAGUGUAUGCAGGUGAGCGUAAUCAUGUGACCAAGUUCUCCACUUGUGGCGUAGAUGGCAAAGUCGUGAUUUGGGAUUUUGAUCCCAGUCAGUUGGUCGUAGAUCUCAGCACGCUCAAAUUGUAAACUAAAAUAAAUACAUAUUUUUUUUUUUUUU